UAUGGAAUCGACUCCAAGGCUGGGGAACCGACUUUCAAUUCCUGAAGCAUAGAAUCGGAUUUUUUAAGGAACCGACUCUUUGUUAUAGACUCCCAGCCUAAUGAAUCUGGCGUUUUAGCUGCGUCUCCCUGGACAAGAGCAAGACGUCAUGGAUGAAGGAAAUCAUGUCGAAGCUGACGACACAGAUGAACUGCUCAGUACUGAUGGGGAAACAGAGGUAGUCACUAAAUUUGAGGUCAGUUUACCAGCUUUCCCCCGAGAUCACUGCGAUCUGCUGCUGGAUGCCAUCGACGCCCAGCUUAGCCGCCUGCAGACUUGCAGUAAUAGCCAGGUGAACGGAGAGAACAGCAAAAUGGAACGUGUUCUUGGCUCAGUGUAUCCUGACAAAAGUGAAUCGUUAAGUAAAGACACAGGACUGGGCACUGAUAAAGCAAACUCCACCCCUGAUGGAUCAAAUGUGGAGUUGUCAAAAGUGGAGCCCAGCCGAGGCAGAAUGGAGCUGGUUGAAUGGCAGGAGAAAGUGCAUGAGUGUGAUAGAUUGGGUACUGGCACGUCACUGCAUACAGAGAGAGCUGGAGAAGCUGGGAACUCCAGGAGAGAACAGUGCCUCUGGAGACUGGAGCGACUGCUUGGAACUAAUACAGGGCAGGUAAUCGGAAAGGAAGGUGUGGACGAGGACGACAGCGUCCAUACUGAGGAUUUCAGUGCGAGAUUCUUCAGUGAGAUGUUGGAACCAACUAAGCUGAUAGCAGUAGAUGCAGUCCAAGACUCCUGUGGACCGGAUUCUGCUAGUAUCAGCAGUAACACGACACGUCUCACUGAACCCCAGACUGUACAGAACACAGCCCAGAACCCCAGUGGGCUUUCUUUUAAGUUUUCCACUAAGCAUCUAGCAGGAGUCCCACUGAAAAACUUUGACUUGGUUCCGAUAGACAGCGAUCUGGACUCUGUGUGUACAGAGCGAGUGCGACACCAUCUCCGCAGGACUCUGAACAACAAGCUAGCAAAGAAAGAAUUCAUGCAAAAUGAAUCAUCUUCAAAACCCAGUAUAAAGAACACCCAGCAGAAUCAAGUCCAAACAUUCAGCUCUGAUGAUGAGGGUGAAGUGAAUGCUGAGUCUGUAAGACGUUACAGAGCACACAGAGCUCAAGUCAGCGUCCAGCGGAAGGACAAACGCAACCAUAAGAAAAGAAACAACACCUCCACCAGCUCUACCAUCUACACUGAUAACAGAGACAAACCAGAUAACAGGGUCAAAAAGGAAUUUAGCAACAUGGAAUUUUCAGCUAUUGAACUACAACAGCAAAAAGUGGCUACAAUGCAGGAAGUGCAGAAACUAAAGGAGGAGGUGAAGCAGGUCCAGAAAGAACAGCACACUCUAAAUCGUAGUGUGACUCAGACCAGAACACACAAUCAGCUCCUCAGGAAUGAACUACACAAACUCCAGGCUCAAAGAGACUCGUAUGCUCAGGAGGUCAGGACUCUGCAGGAGGGCCAAGCUGCAUUACAGAGACAUUCGUGUCCUUGUCACCAUGACACCAGCCCCAACAGGUCAAGAACUAGCAGCUGUGUAUCUGUGCUGGAGAGGGAGGAGAUGGAUCGGUUACUCAACAGCACCAAAUCAGAACUCUUCUCCGAGCAGCGCAAGUUUAGACAAACCCUGGACUCCAUGCGGGAGAGACUGGAGGAGGGCAGCCAGGAGCUGGAGCAGAAGGAAGAGGAAAGCAGGAAGCUCAGAGAGAAAUGUUCCCUGCUGGAGGAAAAACUGGCUACAGCUACCAAAAACAGAGACGAGUUUCAGAAAUUUGUACAGAACGAGCGAUUGGAGCAGGAGAGCAGAGUCGGGGCUCUGGAGAGGAUUGUUGCCCAGAAAGAGAUGCUUCUCAUGACUGUACAGAAAGAAAAAAGUCAACUUGAAAGUGAAAUCAUGGCCGUCAGAGAGGAACACGGCACUAAGCUAACAGCCGUGCUGGCGCAUGCACAAAAACAAAAGGAAGUGGAAGUUGAGCGGUUAAGAACCGAGAUGAUGCAAAACCACACAGAUGCUCUACAGCAGAUAAAGGAGCAAGAGGCAAAAAGACUUCAGCAGUCACUGGAGCAUCAAAAGGAGGCUUUAAGAAAGAAAGAAGAGGAGCUGAGAGGGGAAAUCCAGGAACAGCUAAAGAGAGCAGUGCAGCGUGAGAAAGUGAAGCUUGAGGAGCAGAAGACCGAGUCUCUCAAAGAGCAGCGGGUCAAACUGGAGAAGCAGAUGCUGGAGGUGGAGAGGAGAGGUCGAGCAGAUUUGGAGAGAGAAAGGAGAGGUGCACUGGCUCUUCAGAACAAGAUCGUGGAGCUGCAGAAGAAGGUGGAAGGAUUGGAGAGUGCAGCGUUGGUGCAGACAUCCAUGCUCAGAGCUUUGAACGACGAGCAUCAGACGGAGGUUCUUAAGUUGCGCAGACAGCUGCAGCAGGAGGCUGAGAGUGAUGCUGUGCAUCAUAAGGAGCGUAUUAAGCAUUUGGAGCAGGAACUGCAGGGACUGAAGGCCACACUGGCAGACUGUGAGCACCUCCAGCAGGUGGCAGCAGCCAGACAUGAACAGCAGAAUGUCGGCUGGGCUCAGGACAUGCAUACUGAGUGUGUGUAUCUGCAUGAACUGCUCACACACUCCAGCGUCUCUGUGGAUACCAAACAGCUCUCACACAGUGUGACAGUUAGUGAGGCUGUUCAGGUGCUGCAGUCUCUCAGAAAACCCCUUCAUCACCUCAUUAGUACCCUGCAGAACCGCAUCACCUCCCUAAAAACUGCCAACCAACAGCUCAGUGCUGAUAAGGAACGUGAGCUGCAUGUGCAGAGAGAGCAGUUUACAGCAGAGAAGGAGAAAACUGUAAAUGCACUGAAGGAGAGACUCAUACAGGAGCACAUCGAGGAGCUGAGCAGUCUGAGCAGGUUGCGUCUGCACGAGGAGGACGAUGGUGGCGGUGUGGCCGCAGGUCUGCGCAGGCAGCUGCAGGCUAAAGAUGAAGAGCUGCGGCAGGUGCAGAGGAACAUGGGCCAGUGGAAGGAGAAAACCACAGCACGGCUCGCCCGCAAGUUCGAGCAGGAGCUCACCUCAGAGCUGGAGAGAUGGAAGGUAGACUGGUUGAGAAGAAGGAAAGUCUCCAGCACCAGAUCAGACCAGCAGAGAAGGCAGGAGCAGCUCGAGCUAGAGAUGAGACACCUGACUGGGAGUUAUGGUGAGAUUACAGACACCCCUGCGUCCUCUGCUCAUCCUCACGUCUCCAAUCUGCCACGCACGCCCAGCGGACACGACCUGGCCUCCUACAACCUACUGCGCCACCUCCAGAGUCGAAUCCGCCAACUACAGGCUGAUGCACAGAGCCACACCCCAGCUCACACCCCGAGCACUGUGCGUCUGAAGCAGGGAGGACGAGACACAGAGUUGGCCGGCUCCUACCUCGAGACGAUCGCGCCAGUGCUGAAGAGUUGAGAGCUGUGGAGAACCAGCUCUCUCUGGGAUUGGUGCUACUGUGUGUGUGGAAGAUCUUUCUAUGGGUCGCCUUAAUCGAACAGCGAAGUCUUUGUUAGUUAUCGGGUAAUUGGUCAGUCAGAUUAAUUGGUUGAUCAUACACGUCCUCGCUCUGAACUUUUUAAAGUUGAAUUUCAAUAACAUUUAAAUGGCCGUGCACAUAAAAAAUCACAUUUAGAUUAUUUUCACUUCAUGUUUGUAACAAAUAAACACACAAACUUUGUUA
This is a messenger RNA of Trichomycterus rosablanca, 3731 nucleotides long. Its product is annotated as trichohyalin. The transcript has 29 exons. Lineage: Eukaryota; Metazoa; Chordata; Actinopteri; Siluriformes; Trichomycteridae. Bases 149 to 3466 code for a protein of 1105 amino acids. The record is from RefSeq and is a predicted model, not a curated record.